This is a messenger RNA of Amoebophrya sp. A120, 3802 nucleotides long. NCBI's taxonomy places the organism in Eukaryota, Dinophyceae, Syndiniales, Amoebophryaceae. The record is from the annotation of a GenBank genome assembly.
GUCCUUCUGCUCGCCCGCAUCACGGCUUGAAGAAAUCGUUUUGAUAGUCCAAUCGACAUCGGUUCUUGAGAGAAACAGUAUCUAUCAUGACUGUAUACUGCAUCGACAUGACAGUAUCUAUCGACAUCUGACUGUAUACUGCAUCGGUGCCCCGACGGCGAUCUGGGUCGUAUCGUCUUGGUGUAGUCGGAAGGAUCGUUUUCAUCAGUCGUGCUGGGAAAAACGCUGUACUUAAAAAUUCAAAUCGCUUAUCGUAUGAAUGAUCUCUUCCAGUCAUCGUGCGCUACUUCUAGGCCCAUCGCUUCUUCUUGUUGGCAACAUCGUUUCUUGGUCCCCCCGAGAUAGAGUUUUCAACACGAAGAAUUACAAUUUGAUGUGGCCUGGUUCGUAAUUUCAAUUUGCUUACGUUGACUUCAGAAUUUUUGAAUUUUAACACCAUAAUUCAUUCCCGUUACAUGAUUACAUAUUUUUGAAUUUGAGAAGCUAGCACAACCACAACCACUUCAAGAUGUUGAUGGGUAGAGCUUCUAAAAGCAUUCUGUUGACCACACCACCUGUAGACGUAGAGGUAGUUUUUUCGUACUUUCUUUCGCCGCGGAAAAACGCGGCGGAAACCUAGUGUCGAGCUAGAAUUACCUUCGUGGUUUUCGCGACGAGGCUUCGUCUUUAUCUCAACUUUGAAAUUGGAAGUCAUCAAGAAGAUCACUGGACAACAUAAUUGUCUACAGUUUGUUACGCUUUUAGGAGCAAACAGUUCGCUCUUUCCUUACGCCAACUCCGCCGCGGCCCUGGUGCAUCGUACUAAAAAGUCACUGCUACGCCGAUCCCUGUCGCUGAUUUUUCAUUAUGGCGCAGCCGGAGCGUAUCUCCUUCCUCGCGAUUGGCCGUGUAGCCGAUGAAGAGCUGCUGGCGACGUGGAGUGCCGCCACGCAGGGCCCCUCCUGGGAUGAUGUGCGGCUGAAGACGGUGCGAAAAUUACUCACCGCAGCAAGAAAGCGCUUGACACCAGGACAGAGGCAGAAACUGCACUGGGACGACCAACAGGUCUUCGUGCAGCUGGACUUCCCAGCCGGAGCCUUCGUUUAUGUGGUACAGAUACAAUUAUGUAUUUUGUUUUUUCCACGUGUCGCAUAUUUGAUUAGGAGCUGUAAGUGUAUUGAGCGAAGUCACACAUGCUCUUCCUGCCUUUGUCGUAAUCCACUCGGUAACCGAGACCGCGUGAUGACGGAAUUACUUUAGUUACUUCUGGUGCAGCGCACAGAACAAAACAAAAACAUUUCUCAGGUGGUCGCCCUGAAGAACAUGCAAGGGGAGGACUACCCGGAGAGAAUAGCAUCGGCCUUGAUCAAGGAAAUGCAGGAGCACGCCGAGACAAAUUACUCCCAGGAAAUGGAGUCGUUCGACCCAAAAACGGACGCCUCGGACCCGAUUUCCGAGGGCAUGGCCCAGUGGUUCACAGACAAGGCGUCACAGUUUGACGACCCCGAGGAGUACGACAAACUGGCGAAGGCAAUCGCAAAAACGGAGGCUGUCAAGAACGUAUAAUAGAUGCUUUUUUUUGACCUCUUUAUUGUUUAUGCGCAAAUAAUAGGUUGAACAUCAACAUUAAGAUCAAGAACAUCAAAAUUGUAGAGGCUGUUCUUUGUCUGACUCAGGCACAGUAUAGGGCACAUGUAAAGAACAUCGAUGAAACUGAAACAGAUUAUGAAGAAUAACGUGAACGCGAUGCUGAAAAACACGGAAAACUUGAACGUGUUGGACGAGCAGGCACAACAGAUGCGCGACGAGGCGGAGGACUACGAGGACUAUCAAAUGCAAAUAUGUCUGGCUCUGGAAGAUGAGUGCAGGCAUUUGAUGUUAUGCAUCUUCUAGACCAGCAGCAGCGCACAGCAACAGAUGCUGCUCUGGAAUGCACACAGAAGCAUCUUCACAGGUCUAGCCCGCGCCUCUUUCUGCCUGACCCACAGGAGAAGAAGUUUGGUUCUAUUUGUGUAGCUGUGUUGAGGACGAUCACAGGUGGUCAAUGUCUCAGCGUAAAGUACAGUAGCAGGAAACGGGCAACUUUUAGCGCUCCUGCAAUACAAAAUUUAGUGUCCUUAGCGACUUGCAUGACAAGUUAUGCAUCCUUCCAGACCCAGGCAGAUUUGCAAUGCAUAAGGAGGAGGCAGAUACAAUCAAGGAUUACUUUUGGUGGAAGGACUGCAAGUAUGAGAGAGCACCAUUCCCCCUUCCCCUGCUCAUUUGUCAUGCGAAACGUCAAAUCCUGUAUGGGCCUCUUGGCCGAGUUUGCAUCGCAAGAUCGUCUGGAAGCUCAGACUACACUACGACACUCCUGGCCUGAAAGGGUUGUCAUGCAAAGGCGUCACUUUAGUUUUAGAUUUCAUUUGAAAUUAGGUUCUAUUGCUACCAUCAUCAGGCUCUACUGCUACAAAUGCACUACACCCAAUCAUGACGGUGCAGCGGGGGAGUUGUGCACUCUGAUAGCAAGGUGACCUUGCUGAUCGCGCUCCUCACGCUCAUCGUCCUCGGGAUCUCCAUCUGGUGCUGCUAUGACAAGUGCAAGACCGUGAAGGGAGCCAAGGGUGACGAUGACUGAGACUUGUACACGUCCAGCACACGGUUGGAAGAAGAAGUCCCAAGAACGAUUGUUCCUAUAAAAGUGACGAACAAAUUGUGACGCUGUGACAGCACAAAAAAUUGAAAGAGGUUUUUAAAUCAAUAUUCAUUCAUACCACCAUUCACUCGCUACUUUGCUUGCAGACUGCUUUUUACGUUGUUACUGUUUUACAUACAUAGAUUACAGUUACAUGCAAACAAAUAAGUACUGACGAAAGUACUUCUGGAGAAAUACGAUAAAAAGAAGAGGUACGUGCGACGUUUCGAAAAGCUACGAGAGAGAAAGAUACCAUUCUUGUGCUUUCAGUUUCAACCUGUCUGGGUGGUUCCUCUCACCCAGUGGAGAAGAAGGGUACAACCACAGGGGAACAAAAUUGGCUGACUAGUUGGUAUCGAGUUUCUCAUGCGAUUGCGAAGAGGAGACAAAACUACCACAACGUCAACGAACCAAGCACUCAAACACCAAAUUUGCUCCUGUGACUAUUCGCUCGUGCUGAUCCUUCCACAGGUUUCCCUUGUGACCUUACAUCAAAUAGAGGAUCAGGAACGAAUACGAAACGACGCCGCUGCAGAAGUCGCCAUAGGGCGCUGAUUGGCGUAUUCUUCAGGCACUAGCUUUUCAAGUCUUGUUGAUUCAAUUUACUAUGCAUUUCUUUGCGUUUCUUGCCUUAUUUAGUACGUUUAUCUAUUGUUGAGUUGUAUCGACUUAUCUUAUUGGUAUAUUUGUUGCACGACGAAAUUAAAAGGGUGCGCACUCGGACAACAGUCAGUUGAAGAUGUUGCGAUAGGAGCGGUGCCGACGUAUUGUACAUGUUUCCAGGAUACUGUCGCAACACUAACAGACUGACCAGAAAGGGGGUCUCGCAGCAGGCUUCGACGUGGUUGUAGUGCAGCACUGUCAACCGCGGCCUUUCUGACUGCAAUUUCCCUCAUCAUCUCUGUACCUGUAUUUGCAUUUUAACAACCAAGAGAAAAACUACCGUUGACGAUUGGAAAAUUGACUCUAAUACAAUUCUCGCUAAAGACUCGUCGCGCGACACUCGUCAACACUACUUCAGCAGUAAAAUUAAUUCCGAGAAAGAAUAAGGUAACGUAAAGUAAAUCCGACCAAAGGCAGCUGCAAAGUCCUGCUGUGCGUGUGUAUUGGAAGGCUCUGUCUCCCUCUUUGGAACUCAGCCGUCUCAAG